This is a messenger RNA of Hemisphaericaspora subhashii, 948 nucleotides long. Its product is annotated as DNA-directed RNA polymerase II core subunit. The transcript has a single exon. Lineage: Eukaryota; Fungi; Ascomycota; Pichiomycetes; Serinales; Debaryomycetaceae. Gene Ontology annotation, biological process: DNA-templated transcription. Gene Ontology annotation, cellular component: RNA polymerase II, core complex. The record is from RefSeq and is a predicted model, not a curated record. The coding region runs from base 1 to 948 and encodes 315 amino acids. Gene Ontology annotation, molecular function: DNA binding; protein dimerization activity; DNA-directed RNA polymerase activity.
AUGGACAUAGAUAAAAAUGAACAUGGACCAUCUGUAACUAUCAGAGAAGCAGAAAGAGAUCACGUGAAUUUCAUUUUAAAAGAUGUUGAUUUAGCCAUGGCCAAUUCAAUUCGAAGAACAAUGUUAGCAGAAGUGCCAACUUUGGCAAUAGAUUUGGUAGAAAUAGAUGUCAAUACUUCAGUAUUGGCCGAUGAAUUCAUAUCCCAUAGAUUGGGCUUAAUACCUUUAGUUAGUGAAGGUAUUGAAAACUUGACUUACUCAAGAGAUUGUACGUGUGAUAAUUAUUGUGCCAAAUGUUCAGUUCGAUUAGAAUUAACGGCAAAAUGUGAUACUGAUUCUACCAUGAAUGUAUAUGCUUCUGAUUUAGCCAAAUUCCAUAAUGGAUCUCGAUUAGGUGAUCCUGUGAUUAGAGAUCAUAAUGGACGUGGACCACUUAUUUGUAAAUUAAGAAAACAUCAAGAAUUAAGACUUACAUGUAUUGCUAAAAAGGGUAUAGCCAAAGAACAUGCAAAAUGGUCUCCCUGUGCUGCUGUUGGGUUUGAAUAUGAUCCUUGGAAUAAAUUAAAACAUACUGAUUAUUGGUAUGAAGAUGAUGCUGAACAAGAAUGGCCACGAUCGGCUAAUUGUGAAUGGGAAGAAGUACCUGACCCUGAGGCUCCAUUUGAUUAUAAAGCAAAACCAACUAAUUUUUAUAUUGAUGUUGAAACGGUUGGGAAUUUACCUCCUAAUGAAGUGGUUAUAAGAUCAAUUGAUACUUUACAAAGAAAAAUUGCUGAUAUUGUUAUUGAAUUGAAUAAGGAAUCAGUGGAAGCUAGUAAUGCUAAUACUGGGGGGUUUACUACUUAUGGUAGAACAGAAUAUGGCGCUGCUGAUGGGAAUGAUUCUCCAAUGGGAAGAACUCCAUAUGGUGAAAGUAGAUUUGGUGGAGCUUCUUCAUGGAAUGCUUAG